AUGGAAGUGAAAACAGGAACAUUGGCUACUGGGAGUGUUCCCUCAGAAAUCAUAGAAAAAGAAUGAAAAAAGUUACUUGAAAUCCUCCAACAAGAUCCUGAUUGUAUCUUAGAUACAUUAACCUCUCGGAGGCUAAUUUCUGAGGAAGAGUAUGAGAUUCUGGAGAAUAUUACAGAUCCCAUGAAGAAAAGUUGGAAGCUGUUACUUUUGGUACAGAAAAAGGGAGAAGUGAGCUGUCAGCUUUUUCUCAACUGUUUACUUAGUACUUUUUCAGAGUCAGCUACCAUUUGGGACUUAAAUCACUUAAAUCAUGAACUUUUAAAACAUGAGUAUAUGGAGCCACCGCAACCUGUGGGGGUAAGCAGGGAAGGUAUUUUUUAUUCCGGAGAGAAAGAUCCUGAGAAUCCUGAGAUCACCAUGUCCUUCAAAGAGAAAGAACACUUGGAUUUGGAAACCUCUGAGUCUUUCACGGACAAGAAGGCUGGUUAUCGGGAAACUGCUUGGUCCUCAAGGGAAAAUGAGAAGGAAUACAACACACCAAAAUUCACAUCUCUGCAAUUGGUUGAGAAUGUUGAAUAUGAAUUUCCAGCAACUAUUGAGUAUUUACAGGAUGAACAGAGAUAUGAGGAGCCAGAUGAUUCUUUACACUUAGGAAAAGAGGCAUAUCUAGAAUCUGUUGGGUACUCUGAAGAUGCAGACACCCCCGUGGAAGAGGAUGCUUAUGAUGACCCAGAGUGCAUUAUCUAUGACAGCAAAGAGGACUAUUUGUAUUCUGAAACCAUGGAGUUCUCUGAUGAAGAACAGAAUUAUGAGGAUUCAGAAACUGGCAUGUCAUUGGAGGAGGAAGAGGAGAAAAAUAUGGAAGAGAGAAAAAAAGUGUUUAAAGAUGUCCUGUCCUGUUUAAACCCGGAUACAAGCAGAAAGCUUCUGCCAGAUUUCGUUAAACAAUUCUUCUUAGACCGAGGAUGUAGGUGGGUGACUGAGACUCCAGGUGACUUAGCCUGGAACUUCCUGAUGAAAGUUCAAGCACUGGAUAUGACAGUCAGAGAUUCAAUCCUCAGACACAAGGUUCUGGGUGAAGAUAGCAAAGGGGAAUUUUUGACUGGAGUAGAGAAUUUGGAAAUUAGAGAAACAGAAACCAUUAAUCCCCUUGAUGUCCUUUGUGCCUCUAUGCUGUAUUCAGAUAGCUCUUUGCAACGUGAAGUCAUGUCAAACAUAUAUCAGUGCCAGUUUGCCCUUCUGCUACUGCCAGAUGCAGAAAAGAACAAAAGCAUUUUAAUGCUGGGGGCCAUGAAGGACAUUGUGAAGGAGCAGUCAACGCAGUCUUCAGGAAGUCCUACAGGGGAUAGAAAAUUUCUGACUCUCAUGAAGAUGCCUGUCAUCUCUUUUGUGCGUCUAGGAUACUGUAGCUUCUCCAAGUCCAGAAUCCUCAACACACUGCUCAGCCCUGCCCACCUGAAAUCACACAAAAUCUUUCUCCAUCAGGAUUUGCCUGUUCUGGUGCUUCCCCAGCAGAUCUCUGAUGGCCUGGUUGAGGUAACAUGGAGUUUUCCUGAUAGUGAUGGUCUAAAGGAAAACCCCAGUUUUUUCCAGAAAGCUGUUGCUGUGGCCAACCUUCGUGGGGAUCUAGAAAGUUUUUGGACACAGUUUGGUUUCUUGAUGGAAGUUUCCUCAGCUGUGUUUUUUUUCAUUGACUGCCUAGGUGAGAAGGAAUGGGACUUGCUAAUGUUUUUAGGAGAAGCUGCCAUUGAAAGAUGCUACUUUGUCCUCAGUUCCCAGGCCAGGGAGAAUGAGGAGGCUCAGAUUUUCCAGAGGAUCCUGAAGUUGAAGCCAUCACAGCUACUGUUUUGGGAGGAGGAGGAAGUUGGAGAGAGAGGGAGGAACAUGGAGGGUCUUCAAGCUGCCCUGAAAGAAGUGAUGUCCUCUUCACUCAGAUGUGUGUCUGUGGAGGACAUUGCACCCCUGGCCAGGGAGUUGGGGAUACAGAUAGACCACGACUUUGAGAACAUGCAGAGGAUUCAAGUUUCCCCUACUGAAAACUUGGCUGGAACAGCUGAAGAUGAGGGACCACAAAGACACAGUCAGCCAAACAACUCAUCUGAAAGCCCCGCUUAGAUGUCAGUAAGAGAGGCUGAGGCUAGAUGUGAGAUCAGCCAAAAUCUUCAGAAUUUCCAUCUCACCCCAGUAUUCAUGCCUCUUCUGAAAAACUGCCGUCCUUUACCAACCAGAAUUGGAGGUAAAUUUAACCGUGUUUCUUUGACAGCCCCCUGGGUUAUGGUCUCCCAGUUUUGGUUAGAGCAGAGGUCUCAGAGUUUCCAUCCUUCACCCUUUCAGAAUACAAGGGCCCAUAGUCCAGGUAGUUUUGGGAUUCAAUACUUCCAACCUCAGAGAUUUUAUUCAGGUGAAAGAUUUAUGAAAUUUUCAAGAACUGCUCAGGGACAUCACAUGGAUAAAACUUUUGGGAGACCACCAAGACCCAUUUCUCAGCAUGUACAGGCCUGGUCUGAGAGACCACAGAAAAUGGGAGCCCUUGAAAGGUCAGGGGAAGUGGACUCCCAGGGAGGUCACCUCCGUUCCCUGGGUUCACAGCAAGCAAGAGCGGUUGGGAAGUCACAGCCUAGGCAAGUCUGUGCCUGGGGAACACGGGAGACAACUUUACUAGUGAUUAAUGCACUAUAAUUUUUGGCUCGGGUCCUGAUUUGACAGCCCUGCAUCUC
Molecule: messenger RNA, 2717 nt
Organism: Eubalaena glacialis (North Atlantic right whale)
Lineage: Eukaryota; Metazoa; Chordata; Mammalia; Artiodactyla; Balaenidae
Gene: CARD6
Product: caspase recruitment domain family member 6
Biological process (GO): regulation of apoptotic process
Source: RefSeq, a predicted model, not a curated record